GAGAGAGAAAGGGAAGCGGACGGGGAAGUGUCUGUCUGUCUCAGUCUCACAGACAGCAACAUUUGCGCCUUACUUAUUUCCCAGACUGGAAGGGAAGUCGACGGGUUGAUUUCUACAUAUAAAUAGAUAAACACUUAUAAAACAAUGCGUCUCCCUCGAAAAUGUUGGACCUUAUGCACCACCAUAAGUAUCAUUGUGAUUCUUUUUAAAACAAAGGACAUAACAAGAUCGGAGCACCACCUAACGCAGCCGGGGGAUGGAGAAGCGAGUCCAACACGGCUGAUGGUGAAUACUUCCACUAAAGUAAAUGGGAAGAACCUGCUUCCGCGCUUCGAGCCCUCACUGAAGGGGUGGAAAAACAAUGCAUCUCUAGUUAUCAAGAUCAGGAAGGAUAUUCUUCGAUUUUUAGAUGCUGAGAGAGACAUAUCAGUCGUGAAAAGCAGUUUAAAGCCAGGGGAUAUAAUUCAUUAUGUGCUGGACAGGCGUCGAACUCUCAACAUCUCGCACAAUUUGCACAGUCUUCUUCCGGAGGUGUCACCAAUGAAGAACAAGCGAUUCAAUACUUGUGCAGUUGUUGGGAAUUCUGGGAUUCUUCUCGGUAGUGGAUGUGGAAAAGAGAUUGACAGUCAUGAGUUUGUCAUAAGGUGUAAUCUUGCGCCCCUUUUGGAAUACGCUGAUGAUGUUGGACUCAAAUCUGACUUUGUCACUAUGAAUCCAUCAGUUGUGCAAAGAGCAUUUGGAAGUCUUCAGAGUGAGACAGACAGAGAGAAAUUUGUCGACAGACUGGCACUGUUGAAUGACAGUGUUCUGUGGAUCCCUGCGUUCAUGGUUAAAGGAGGAGAAAAGCAUGUCGAGUGUGUAAAUCAGCUGAUUCUGAAGAAGAGACUGAGCAUACAGACAGCCUACCCAUCCCUACGACUCAUACAUGCUGUCCGAGGGUAUUGGCUGACAAACAAGGUUUACAUCAAACGACCAAGCACUGGCCUGCUGAUGUACACACUCGCAACUCGGUUUUGUGAUGAGAUCCACCUUUAUGGAUAUUGGCCCUUCCCAAAAGAUGCAAAGGGUGCCCUGGUUAAAUACCACUAUUAUGACAAUUUGAAAUACAGAUAUUUUUCUCAUGCCGGGCCUCACCGAAUGCCGCUGGAGUUCAAAACGUUAAAGUCUUUACACGACAAAGGAGCUUUGAAGUUAACAACAGGGAAAUGCAUCCAACCCUAGAUGUCACAGCUCAAAAGCAAGUUGGUGGGAUGUUUGCACAUUGUAGAUUUUAUAUGAAAAGAGAACUCCUCAGUGAUAAUUACAGCAAUGCUGUGAAAUGCUCAACGCCCAUCUACGUUUACAGCUUCAGAUUGUUGUAACGAAAUAUAGUCUCACUGCUUGGAGCAAAGAGCAAGCAAUGAUGUGUUAACAAUGAUUGAAUAUUGAUUGACAGAAUGGUUCAGGUCUGUGAGAUCUAUCAUUGCUUGCUCCAUUCAUUGGAGCCUCAGCUGUCCCGAGAACAAAAUGGGGCAUGGUGUUAACUAGAGGUCAGUAUUUGUCUUGAGCAGCUGUCUCAGCGAGCAAUCAAUGCCAAAGUGCUAUCUGUAUGUAAUAGUUAUAACUGAGCCACAGUCUGAAGAGACAACUUUCUUAUCAUCAAUGUGAAUCAGGUGAGGGUAACAUCUGCUGUAAGAAUUAAAAGGGCAUGAGUGGACUAAAGGAUUGAUAGCACUUCUGCUCAAUGUCGUCAGUAGAUUUAUAGCUCAAAGAAUGUGAAGAAGCUGUCUUAUGUAAUGUGCUGAAUGUGAACUGUAACAUGUUAAAGGUGCCCUUUCUGCUGGUACCAAAGAUCUUUAUCUACUGAUCCUGUUAGAAGUUACUUGUAUUUCCUAUAUUACUUGGGUAAAAUGUUUUGUGCAAUUCUUACAUUUGGUUUCAGUAGGAGGAACAAGAAGUUAAAGAAGGUGAAGUGGAUGAAAUAAAAAGCACAAGUCUUAUUUAAGCAAAAGCACACGUUACCAGAUCCUUAAAGCAUGGGGAACUCUACUAGUUCUUAAAAAUUAAAUUGGUACAUUUAAAAAGUUUAGUAACAAAAGUCUCUGCCCAAAUGUUCUGAAUCAAAUUGUGAAAAAAAUCUGCUUUUUACUUUUUUUUUACAAACCAUGAAAGCAUUGUCAGCACUAUUUCUUCUUCCUGUAUGUUGUGUGUACUAUGAUACCUUUGUGGUCAAAUCAUACAUUCUGCCACAUGCUGUAAAGCUUCUGUUUACUUUUUAAUGGUUUGUUUACGCAGUUUUUUUUUGGAAGGAUAUUCUUCUUAGAAUUCUUCACAACUUGCCACUCAUCCAGGAGGAUCCCAAGUCCCACUUUCCAUUGUCAAGGUAGAUCUGCCAGUUGUGCUAUUAAAAGAGGCAAUGGGUGAAGUGAAGAUCUGCUUGCAACGCCAAGAGUCAACUCGAGUGAUCCAGGAUCUUACAUUUCCUUUAACAUGGGAUUAAUAUGUAGUGGGUGUAAGCAAUUGAACUACCUAGAAAUGAAUGUGUAGCCUUUAGUUCUGAUCAAAGAGCAGAUAAUAAUGGAUUAGUACUUGGCUCUUCAGAGGUGCUGCCAAUUAACUUUAUUCCCUGAUUUAAGAAUAUUUUCAUCAUUCUUAAACAGAAUAAUGACCACUCAAGUACCAUUUGUACCUGGAAGGCACCAGAAUAAGGCUUGCAGCCAGUGAUAAGGAGUGUACAAUUAUACUUGGUUAGACCUCCCAACAUUCUAUAGGGCACUGAAAGAAGGUUAAACAAGUCCCAAGGUACUGAUGUUAUUAAUUCAAGCAAAAUUAUCACUCAUAUUACCUCAAUGGAGGUAGCAUUCUCCUUGACUGCCAAUUCUUUAGCUCUGAACUACAGAACAGUGCUGCAAAAGUUGCACAUCCACAGCCAGAGCAGCAAGGAAUCUUCUCCCAUUCCUGCUUACCUGCUCUAGACACUAAUAGGCCUGUUAUCCUCUUAAAAUAGCACCUACUCAACUAAUCAUUUGCAGAAGUGCUAAAGCAAGAUAUUGCAGAUUCCAGAAAUUUGAUAUGAAAGAUCAUUGACCUUCAUAUUAAUUCUGCUUCUCUGUUCACAGAUGCUGCACUACUUACUAAGAAUCUCCAGCGUAUUUUUUUUAAGUCUUUUCAAGGCUGUUUUAUUUGAUGUGGUGUGGUGCUGGCUUGAUGCGGGCUCUAACUUACAGUCUUAGCAACCCAGUUCCUGUCAGAGCAUUUACAUGUGAAACCUUACAGCCUUUCCCAUGACUCAUCUGCCCCAUUUCAGACUCGUACCAACUCAUCACUACCACCCCCAUCUCUUCUUUGUACCAACUUGCAUUGAAAAGGUCAAUGUGUUCAACUACUAAUCUUUUUGGUGUUCAAUGCCCAACACAGGAGACUGGGAAGUCUCCUUCUUAACAGAAGGUUGUGCAGCUCAGGGAGGGUUCAGUGCUCUUGCUGCUGUCUUGCUUGUAUCUGUUUGCUGAUUGAGCACUUGCACUUUCACCCUGAUGUCCAGGUGAUGUACCAUAUAGAUACAACCUUCCAAGUUCUUUCACUGCCUCCUUAAUCCUAGGGUUAUUCAUCCAUUUGUGUAGAUUCAACACUAUAAUGAGCACAGGGACAGGAAUAG
Messenger RNA from Pristis pectinata (smalltooth sawfish), 3634 nucleotides. It is a transcript of the gene st8sia4, whose product is annotated as ST8 alpha-N-acetyl-neuraminide alpha-2,8-sialyltransferase 4. Lineage: Eukaryota; Metazoa; Chordata; Chondrichthyes; Rhinopristiformes; Pristidae. The transcript is spliced from 5 exons. Gene Ontology annotation, biological process: N-glycan processing; oligosaccharide metabolic process. Bases 145 to 1221 code for a protein of 358 amino acids. Gene Ontology annotation, molecular function: alpha-N-acetylneuraminate alpha-2,8-sialyltransferase activity. The record is from RefSeq and is a predicted model, not a curated record.